CCCCGUAGUGUCCUCCCCCUCAACCCCGGCUGUUAGUGCUGUGUGAGUGCGUGUGUGCUCCUGAGCUCGCUCGGCACACAUUCUAUAAAAAAAUAAAAAUACAAAAAAAUUUUAAAAUAUAAAAAAGCCAAAAAAUCAUUUUUUUUUCUUUUUUGUAACAAGUCGGUGAAGCUGGAGUAGACAUUCGUGGACUGGACGGUAACGUACAAGAAAGGGCUGCCUAACGUUAACUCGAACGACAAAAUUUUUAGUCGACGUGUUACUGCUUCAGAAGGGAGGCCAAGUAACGUUAGCUUUGCUUUUAUCGUUGUGUGUCAGAUUUGAAUGACAGUUUUAAUCCCAUUAGAAGUCGACAUUGUGUCAUUUUAAUAUACUCUUAGACAUUUUACUCGAAAACACUGCAACUGACACGCCAACGGUUGCCAACGUUUACCAUCACCAUUCUGCCCCGAACUGACGUGACGCCAGUGAACGUUAGGGAACUGAGCAUUCGUACUGUCGCCGAAAACUUUUUUCGUUAAGCAAAUCGAGCUUCGUCUGAGUACUUUGCUAGUCUCCACAGCCAGACAAAAUGAACCCCAGUGCUCCCAGUUACCCCAUGGCCUCCCUGUAUGUCGGGGAUCUGCAUCAAGAUGUGACCGAGGCCAUGCUGUACGAGAAAUUCAGCCCUGCCGGAGCUAUCCUGUCAAUCCGGGUCUGUAGGGACAUGAUCACCCGGCGUUCCCUUGGAUACGCUUAUGUCAACUUCCAACAACCAGCGGACGCCGAGCGUGCACUGGACACCAUGAACUUUGAUGUGAUCAAGGGGCGGCCUGUGCGCAUCAUGUGGUCGCAGCGUGAUCCCUCACUGAGAAAGAGCGGCGUGGGAAACAUCUUCAUCAAGAAUCUCGACAAGUCUAUUGACAACAAAGCUUUAUAUGACACCUUCUCUGCUUUUGGCAACAUCCUGUCAUGCAAGGUGGUUUGUGAUGAGAAUGGCUCUAAAGGCUACGGCUUUGUGCAUUUUGAGACUCAGGAGGCAGCCGAACGAGCCAUUGAGAAAAUGAAUGGCAUGCUGCUCAAUGACCGAAAAGUAUUUGUGGGUCGCUUCAAAUCUCGCAAAGAACGCGAGGCUGAGCUGGGUGCCCGAGCCAAGGAGUUUACAAAUGUCUACAUAAAAAACUUUGGUGAAGACAUGGACGAUGAGAAGCUGAGGGAACUCUUCAGUAAAUACGGAAAUGCCAUGAGUAUCCGCGUUAUGACAGAUGAUAACGGAAAGUCUCGAGGCUUCGGUUUCGUCAGCUUUGAGAGGCACGAAGACGCCCAGAAAGCGGUGGAUGAGAUGAAUGGGAAGGAGAUGAAUGGCAAACUGAUCUAUGUCGGCCGCGCCCAGAAGAAGGUGGAGCGACAGACAGAGCUCAAGCGCAAGUUUGAGCAAAUGAAACAAGAUCGCAUGACUCGCUACCAGGGUGUCAACCUGUACGUGAAGAACCUUGACGAUGGAAUUGACGAUGAGCGCCUGCGAAAGGAGUUCUCUCCAUUUGGCACGAUAACUAGUGCCAAGGUGAUGAUGGAAGGCGGCCGCAGCAAAGGCUUUGGCUUUGUCUGCUUCUCGUCUCCAGAGGAGGCCACCAAAGCUGUGACUGAAAUGAACGGACGCAUUGUGGCCACCAAGCCUUUGUAUGUAGCCCUGGCCCAGCGGAAAGAGGAGCGUCAAGCCCACCUGACCAACCAGUACAUGCAGCGCAUGGCCAGUGUGCGCGCAGUGCCAAACCCAGUUAUCAAUCCCUACCAGCCAGCACCACCCUCUGGCUAUUUCAUGGCAGCCAUACCUCAGGCCCAGAAUCGUGCUGCUUACUACCCAGCUGCUGGCCAGAUGGCCCAGCUCCGCCCCAGCCCACGCUGGACCACUCAAGGUGUCCGGCCACAACAUUUCCAGAACAUGCCAGGUUCCAUGCGUCCCUCAGCACCACGCCCUCAGACCUUCAGUACCAUGCGACCUGCCUCCCAGGUGCCUCGCAUGAUGUCCACCCAGCGUGUCGCUGCUCAGACCAUGGGCCCCCGACCGGCCACCGCAGCUGCUGCAGCAGCCACUCCAGUGCGUGGAGUCCCUCAGUACAAGUAUGCCGCAGGAGUCCGCAAUCCCCAGCAGCACAUGACUGCUCAGCCACAAGUGACCAUGCAGCAGCCUGCAGUCCAUGUUCAGGGACAGGAGCCUCUGACUGCUUCCAUGCUGGCUGCUGCUCCACCACAAGAACAGAAGCAGAUGCUGGGUGAGCGUCUGUUUCCACUGAUCCAGAACAUGCAUCCCAGCCUGGCCGGGAAGAUCACUGGCAUGCUGCUGGAGAUUGACAACUCAGAGCUGCUCCACAUGCUGGAAUCUCCAGAGUCUCUCCGCUCGAAGGUGGAUGAGGCGGUGGCUGUGCUUCAGGCUCACCAGGCCAAGGAGGCCGCCCAGAAGACUGUGACAAAUUCAGCUGGUGUCCCAAGUGUCUGAACCCAAGGAAUGGGGAACCUUGAGACUAGCUUCACCGAUGGGGAACAAAACAAAAAAAAAAAGAAUUUAACAGUGAAAAAAUGAAAAAUACACAAAACAAAGUAAAAAGAAGUCAAAUAAUAUAUUAAAAAAACAGACAAUGGAAACGAGUCUCCAGCCAGGCUUAUAAUAAGCAGGAACACCAGGCCUGGUUUGCGGAGUUAAAAAGAGAAAAUGCACAAAAAAAGAGAAAAAGUUACAUUAAAAUAAAAAAUGAUCAAUAAUGAGGGGUUUUAGAGGAGAAUUCUGUGACAAAAUAAGAUUGAAAGCAUUCCUUUCUGCCAUUUUAUCCCUUUUAAAUGUUUGAAUGUUUGGGCUGUAGAAGCCUGUUAUUGUGAAAUUUCCCUUGACCUUUGCUUGCUUGAAUAAAACUUAUAAAAUAA
Molecule: messenger RNA, 2898 nt
Organism: Lates calcarifer (barramundi perch)
Lineage: Eukaryota; Metazoa; Chordata; Actinopteri; Centropomidae
Product: polyadenylate-binding protein 1-like
Cellular component (GO): ribonucleoprotein complex
Molecular function (GO): RNA binding
Source: RefSeq, a predicted model, not a curated record